Varanus komodoensis (Komodo dragon) is the source of this 2649-nucleotide messenger RNA. RefSeq names its product coiled-coil domain containing 22 (gene CCDC22). The coding region runs from base 444 to 2345 and encodes 633 amino acids. Gene Ontology annotation, biological process: positive regulation of ubiquitin-dependent protein catabolic process. The transcript is spliced from 18 exons. NCBI's taxonomy places the organism in Eukaryota, Metazoa, Chordata, Lepidosauria, Squamata, Varanidae. The record is from RefSeq and is a predicted model, not a curated record. Gene Ontology annotation, molecular function: cullin family protein binding.
UCGCCUCCCUCUUCUUACCCCGCCGCCUCUAGCAGCCUCUUCCCUUUUCUUAUAACAGACUUCCAAAGUUUGGGAUUGCCAUUCUUCGAUCACCACCUCCAAAGCUGUAGUAGCCUCUGUCUCUUUCCAACACUCCCGCAGCUCGGUUGUCCCCACUUCCUCUUUCAUACAUAGGACUUAAGCACCUCAUGGGAUUUGGCUUGGUGCAUGCAAAAACUGUUUUCCUACACUGGAUUGAAAAUGCCUAGUAUUUUUAAAAAGAGAAAUAAAAUAGCUGUGUUGGUUGUUAGAAUAAUCUCAGAAUCCUAUAUUAGUGAAAUACCUAGUUACUAGUGUUUGAAACAUCUGCAAAAAAUGUGCAAGCUUCGAGAUUACCAGCUCUUCCCUUCAGGCAAGAAGAUACAAAAAGCAGGGGUUCCCUUAUCCCCAGAUGUCCUGAUGACAUGGAGGAGGUGGACAAGAUCCUCAUACAUUCCCUCCGCCUCUCUGGGACGGACAUUCCGGAUGAUGUGCAGAGCAUCCGUGAAUUCACCACUGAACUGAUUAUAGAAUCUGUGGUGCGAUGCCUCCGUGUCAUCAAUCCUUCAGUGGGAGCAGGCCUCAGCCCCAUCCUGCCUCCAGGCAUGUCUGCUCGCUUCCGGAUUGGCAUGAGCCUGGCACAAGCCUGCCAGGACCUGGGAUAUCAAGGGGAAGUUGGCUAUCAGACCUUCCUGUACAGCAGCGAGCCUGAAAUCCGCCGCCUCCUUCUCUUCCUAGUUGAGAAGCUCCCAAGAGAUGCUUCGGAGGAUGCCGACCAGCCUGUGGGCAAAUCCGCAGUGCUUUGCAGAGCCAUUGCGACUGCAAUCAAAGAGCAACUGGCUAUUCCAUGGGUGCCCCCUGCCUGCCGUAGCCCCCGCCUGCAGCUAUUACAGGGCUCAUGCCUCCUGAAGCGCUUCCGAGCUCAACCCUUGGUCCUACCUCAGGAGUCUGGCCCAUUCAUUGGGCAAGUACCCCAAGAGAGGAAAGAGUUCUUUGUCAAGUUCCUGCCUCCUGUGCCAGCUCAGCUGCCCCAGCCUUCAUCUUUGGUGCCGUCUCUGUUGGAGCUUAAUAUGGCUGAGCUGAGCAGAGCCCAGGACUGGGAAAGUGAGUGGAAAAGCCAAGGCCUUGGAUCACGCAUGACUCCAGAGGAGUACCGUCAAUGGAAGCAUCAGCGGCUGCAGCGUCGCCUUCUGGACCAACUGCGGCAAGCUUCUGCUCAUGCUGGGCCCUCCCACCAGGGAGCAGCAGGCCGUGACCUCAUGCAGCUCCUGGGCACUUUUGCAGCUGGCCACGAGCAUGCUGGGGCCCUGGCCAAAGGGUCUCGCUUCACUCAUACUCAGCGCCUGGCUUAUAAGCAGGAGGCAGAGGUCCCAGUGCCCAUGGAAACGCUGCCAAUCUCACGGACAACCGAACAGGAGUCACGAGAACACCAGGCAGCAGAACUAGAAACCUUGGAAGGUGAACUGGACCACCUGGUGCGGCAGAUCGAGGAGCUUGAGGGCCAAAUGUCCACGCUGGGGCUAACCCUCACACAGGUGGAAAGGGAGAUGCGACAGCGGCAGUUGGGAGUGACAGAGCAGGAGCAGGCCCUGCGUGUGAAGGGGCGUACAGUGGAGCUGCUGCCCGAUGCAGAGAACAAUAUGGCUAAGCUGCAGGGAGUGGUGGAGAGCAGUGCCCAGCGAGUCAUCCAGCUGGCCACCCAGUGGGAGAAGCACCGCGUGCCACUGAUCCAGGAGUUCCGGGACCUCAAGGCCCUCCAUGAUUCCAAGGAGCUGGAAUCAUCACGGCGCCUGUCUCAGAUCAGAGAGCUGCAUGAGCGGAUCCGAUCUGCUGCUGAUGAGGCUAAGCGCAAGGAUGAUCUCUACAAGCAGCUGCUUGUGGAGUUAGAAUCGCUUCCCAAAGAUGUCUCUCGUUCUGCCUACACCCAGCGCAUCCUGGAGAUAGUCAGCAACAUACGUAAGCAGAAGGAGGAGAUCACAAAGAUCUUGUCUGACACCAAGGAGCUCCAAAAGGAGAUCAAUGGUCUCACUGGGAAGCUAGACCGGACUUUUGCUGUCACUGAUGAGUUGAUUUUUAAGGAUGCUAAACGCGAUGAGGCUGUGAGAAAAGCAUACAAGUAUUUGGCAGCAUUGCAUGAGAACUGUAGUCAAUUGAUCCAGACUAUUGAGGAUACAGGCACCAUUCUGCGGGAAAUUCGGGACCUGGAGGAACAGAUUGAGAGCGAAACCAGCAAGAAAACCCUGAGCAAUCUGGAGAGGAUCCUUGCUGACUACCGGGCCAUGAAGCAGGAAAACACAGUGCUGCUCAGCCGUUCCAGAGAGACAUGAAAGCCCAUCCCCCACACAGCCACAGGGUGCUCUUGGGGCCUGCCCCUUUUUCCAUUCAGACUCUGCUGUGCCUCAGACAAGGAAGGGCAUGAGGAAUGCCUGUCCUUCCAGGCUCUGUUUGUAUUGUGGGUUGCCUAAAACUAAGCUACAGGGCAGCCUGUUUUCUGGAAAGUGGACCCUGGGAGUCUUCUUUCUGACCUAGAUUGUAUAUCAGAGAAGCAGAUGCAGGGGUGAGGUAUUGUUUUCUCCAUUUAUUAUUUCAACAAAGCAAAACAAAGCAACAAUAAAAUCCUUUUUCCUUUUC